CAGGGGUCUGUAGCAAUUCCGAGCCUAGUGGACCAGCAACACAAAGAAGCGCAGUCUGCGGCCUAGCGCCGCCCCCUUGGGUGCCCGGAGGAAGGAAGUGGGCGGAAACUCCCACAAACCUCGCCCAGGUCCACGCUAGGCCCGCCCAGCUGUGCGCCCCACCAUCGGGAGCCUUUGCGGGAAAGCCCGUCCCGCACGAUCGCGACCCUGAUCUGCAGCCAUCCCGGCCUCCCCGGUUGCCCCGUGCAGGUUGCUCGGCCUCCUGAAGCCGAUCCAGCCAUGGCCACUCCCUCUGCAGCCUUUGAAGCCCUGAUGAAUGGAGUGACCAGUUGGGAUGUCCCUGAGGAUGCCACCCCAAGUGAACUGCUACUUAUUGGUGAGGCCGCCUUCCCAGUGAUGGUAAACGACAUGGGCCAGGUGCUCAUCGCCGCCUCCUCCUAUGGCCGGGGCCGCCUGGUGGUGGUGUCCCACGAGGACUACCUGGUGGAGGCACAACUCACGCCCUUUCUUCUCAAUGCUGUGGGUUGGCUCUGCUCAUCCCCUGGAUCUCCGAUUGGUGUGCACCCUUCCUUGGCACCCCUGGCAAAAAUUCUCGAAGGCUCUGGCUUGGAGGCAAAGAUUGAGUCCGAAGUGAAUGACUCACUUGGAGUUUACUGCAUCGAUGCCUACAAUGAAACCAUGACUGAGAAAUUGGUCCAGUUUAUGAAACGUGGCGGUGGCUUGCUCAUGGGAGGCCAAGCAUGGGACUGGGCCAACCAGGGCGAUGACGAAAGGGUUCUGUUCACAUUUCCUGGCAAUCUGGUGACCAGUGUGGCUGGUGUGUACUUCACUGACAACAAAGGGGACACAAGUUUUUUUAAAGUUUCCAAGAAGAUGCCCAAGAUCCCAGUCUUGGUUAGCUGUGAAGACGAUCUCUCUGAGGACCGAGAGGAGCUAUUGCAUGGCAUCUCAGAGUUGGACAUCACUAAUUCGGACUGCUUCCCAUCGCAGCUGCUGGUGCACGGUGCACUGGCCUUCCCCCUGGGCUUAGACUCCUACCAUGGCUGCGUCAUUGCUGCCGCCCGCUACGGCCGAGGCCGGAUCGUGGUGACUGGCCACAAGGUCCUGUUCACGGUCAGCAAGCUGGGCCCCUUCCUGCUCAAUGCUGUCCGCUGGUUGGACGGGGGCCGCAGAGGCAAGAUUGUGGUGCAGACCGAGCUAAGGACCCUGAGCAGCUUAUUGGCAGUGGGUGGCAUCGAGGCCAGCAUCGAGCCACACCUGCCCAGUGAUGCCAGCGUGUACUGCUUCGAGCCCAUGAGCGAUGUGGGAGUCAAAUCCCUGCAAGAGUUCGUCGCUGAAGGCGGGGGACUGUUUGUGGGUGCGCAGGCCUGGUGGUGGGCCUUCAAGAACCCCGGAGUGUCCCCGUUGGCCCGAUUCCCAGGAAACCUCUUGCUCAACCCCUUCGGCAUUAGUAUCACCAGCCAAAGCCUGAAUCCCGGGCCCUUCCGGACCCCCAAAGCAGGGAUCCGGACCUACCACUUCCGCUCCACCCUGGCCGAGUUCCAGGUCAUCAUGGGCAGAAAACGAGGGAAUGUGGAGAAGGGCUGGCUGGCUAAGCUGGGCCCCGAUGGUGCUGCCUUCCUGCAGAUUCCCGCUGAGGAGAUCCCAGCCUAUAUGUCUGUGCAUCGGCUGCUGAGAAAGCUGCUCAGUCGCUACAGGCUCCCAGUAGCCACACGGGAGAACCCUGUGAUCAACGACUGCUGCCGGGGUGCCAUGCUGUCUCUGGCCACUGGACUGGCCCACUCAGGCAGCGACCUCUCUCUUUUAGUCCCAGAGAUUGAGGAUAUGUACAGCAGCCUCUACCUACGUCCCUCGGAAGUGCCCAUCACUGUGGAGGUCAACUGCAACAAUCCAGGCACCAGAUACUGCUGGAUGAGCACCGGUCUCUAUAUCCCUGGGAGGCAGAUCAUUGAGGUCUCGCUGCCUGAAGCCGCUGCCUCUGCUGAUCUCAAGGUGCAGAUCGGCUGCCACACUGAUGACCUGACCAGAGCUAGCAAGCUGUUCCGGGGCCCCCUAGUGAUCAACCGGUGCUGCCUGGACAAACCCACCAAGUCUAUCACCUGUCUAUGGGGUGGCCUGCUCUACAUCAUUGUACCUCAGAGCAGCAAGCUGGGCUCUGUGCCCAUCACUGUGAAGGGGGCCGUGCACGCUCCCUUCUACAAGCUGGGGGAGACCUCUCAGGAAGAGUGGAAAAGGCGACUCCAGGAGCAUCCAGGUCCCUGGGGAGAACUGGCCACGGAUAACAUCAUCCUGACAGUGCCCACAGCCAAUCUGCGCACAGUGGAGAACCCAGAGGCACUGCUCCGCCUCUGGGACGAGGUGAUGCAGGCUGUAGCACGGCUAGGGGCUGAGCCCUUCCCGCUGCGCCUGCCUCAGAGGAUCGUGGCCGAUGUGCAGAUCUCAGUUGGCUGGAUGCAUGCAGGGUACCCUAUCAUGUGCCAUCUGGAGUCAGUGCAAGAACUCAUCAAUGAGAAGAUCAUCCGAACCAAGGGUCUCUGGGGCCCUGUGCAUGAGCUGGGGCGCAACCAGCAGCGUCAGGAGUGGGAAUUCCCCCCUCACACCACCGAGGCCACCUGCAACUUGUGGUGUGUGUAUGUGCACGAGACAGUCCUCGGCAUCCCUCGAGGUCGCGCCAAUAUUGCUUUGUGGCCUCCAGUUCGAGAGAAGCGAGUCCGGAUCUACCUGAGCAAGGGCCCCAAUGUGAAAAAUUGGAAUGCAUGGACAGCACUGGAAACCUACUUGCAGCUCCAGGAGGCCUUUGGUUGGGAGCCUUUCAUUCGUCUCUUCACUGAGUACCGGAACCAGACCAACCUGCCCACAGACAACAUAGACAAAAUGAACCUCUGGGUGAAGAUGUUUUCCCACCAAGUGCAAAAGAACCUGGCCCCGUUCUUUGAGGCCUGGGCCUGGCCAAUCCAGAAGGAAGUGGCAACCAGCCUGGCCUACCUGCCUGAAUGGAAGGAAAAUAUAAUGAAACUGUACCUCCUCACACAGAUGCCCCACUGAAAUUGAAGUCAAGAAAUGCAAAAGAGAAUUGACACAUCUCAACCAAGAAAAGUGACAAGAUUUGGUUAUAAACAAAGAAGACCUCAACCUGGGGAAGAGUGGAUGGAGCAGGAUAGUGGACACAAGCAUGAAAGCAUCUUCCAGAUAGGAUAUAAGCUGAUCUGAAACACAUGACCCCAAAAAACCUUGGGCACCUGAAAAGUCUUAUCUGCUACAGAGUUAUAUGAGUUGUGGAACUGAACUGCAUCCCUUCCUAUUUCGACUUUGUGCACAGAACACAGGCAGCCUACUAUGGAUACUGAUUUAAAGUCCCUUGUCACUGUUAUUGUGGUGUUUUUGCUGUUGUUAUUUGUAUAACGAAUCUGAAUAAACUGCCUGAGGAGAGGUAGGAAUUGGUGCUCCAGAAUAAAGAUGCUUUUUUUUUU
Messenger RNA from Suncus etruscus (white-toothed pygmy shrew), 3470 nucleotides. RefSeq names its product TRPM8 channel associated factor 1 (gene TCAF1). The record is from RefSeq and is a predicted model, not a curated record. Gene Ontology annotation, biological process: positive regulation of anion channel activity. The coding region runs from base 280 to 3045 and encodes 921 amino acids. The transcript is spliced from 9 exons. NCBI's taxonomy places the organism in Eukaryota, Metazoa, Chordata, Mammalia, Eulipotyphla, Soricidae.